Messenger RNA from Gryllus bimaculatus (two-spotted cricket), 2258 nucleotides. The record is from the annotation of a GenBank genome assembly. Lineage: Eukaryota; Metazoa; Arthropoda; Insecta; Orthoptera; Gryllidae.
AUGGGAGAAGAAGCAUCGACCAUCCUCGGAUUCUGCCAUGGCCGAGGCGACGAUGCUUUCGCGAAGAAACCCAACAAGGAAGGAAGAAAGGAAAGAACAAGAAACAAGGAUGAUCCUCGAAUUCCCCCGUGGGGAACUCCCGCGAAGAAACGCCGACGAGGAAGAAUGAAAACAGGAAGUAGAAGAGAAAGAAACAUCGACGAUCCUCGUGACACGAGCAAAUAAACUCUGCAGAAUGUGAAGUCGCAAAUCUCCUAGCUAUCCUCCUGUUCCCUUGCAGUUGUUUAAAGUAGAACUCUCUGGGAGAAGAGUUGUAGAUUAGCGCAUGCAUGAUUGUUCCUUCUCAAGAGAUAAUGUUAAGAGUUCCUGUUUUUUUAAACCUUUUCGUAAGGUUUAGUGUUACAAAUAUGCUGAAUGGGUGCUAUCUAAUGACAAAUGUUUUGUUUUUUAGAACAAUGUGAAAAACUGACCAAGGUGCGAUUUGUCUGUGUUCGUCUUUGACAUGAGCAUCAACGUAAUUCGUAAAUAGACCAUUUGAGAUAUUUUCGUAAAUUUACAAAUACUACAUUACGCCUUCAUGUCCAUGUGUCAAUAAUGAACGUCGAUAAAAAGUGAAACGCGACUGUAAAAAAACUAAACAAACCCAAUCAAAUAAAAUAUCCAAGAACUUAUGUACAUUGCAUCAGUUGUUGGCUUAACAGAUUCAACAAACUGUGUGAUGUGCAUUAUCAACCGUUUGCAACUCGUGUGAAUCACAUAUUUUACUUCAUGUAUUAUUUUGUUGCUUUUCUCUAGAUUUAAUAAGCGACAAAAAACUUUAGCAGACUUAAAUUGCAUACUCUCACUUUCUCGCGAAGUGAAAAAUUACUUAUCUGCGAGUGCAAUUGUGAAAUUUGGUUUUUGAGUGGAUCGCCGUCACGAACCACAGUCGAAUACAAAAGCAUCUGCUGUCAUCUAGAGGCUUAUCUGCUGGAAGGAACAUCUCUUUUGUUAAUUAAUGUUGCCAUCAUUGUAUUCCAGACUCUCAUUUUGGACCUCUGAUACAAUGUUAGAUUUAAGUAAAACAUCCUAUGAGAUCUCAACGAGGCUGUUAAUUAUUUGAUCCAUUCUUGUUAAUUAAGUGCCCUGAUAAUGUUAAAGGGUAAAAAAUGCUUCUGAGAUUUUCUCUGAUAAUGUCACUGAUUCUCCUGCAUCUGACAUUUUUCUCUGAAUGUUCUCUCUUUGUGAAGCCAGUUUGAUACUCGUCUUCUCCCUAUUACAGAAAGUUGUAUUGCUCUGAACAGAUUAGUUUUAAAUUGCCUUUCAGAUUAAGAAGAGCACUUCAGAACUCCUCGAAGCUGUUCGUUUUAUUACAUUGUUUAUCCGACUAAUAAAAUAAAGCAGCCAAAAAUAUUUGUGCAGAUAACAUUUAAACUAAUAAGUUACGAAAUGGCGUUGGUAAAAUAUAUUUUGAAAUCAGUCCUUUAUGGUAUCUUCGAAAACAUUUCAGAGCAAAAUGUCAAAUAUUUGAUAAGUGAAUUAUAAAAGACAAAUAGUAUCUUAUAUUAAAAUCCAUUUGAAAUAUAUUUAAUUCGCCUUAUCACUAUAAAGUACUGCACGUUAUAUGGCAUAUCCUUCAGUAAUAAGACAAACUACGAGAAUACGAGAAGCUUUGUUAGGUAAUAUGUUUUGUACAGAAUAAUACGAUACAAUUCUAAAACAUAAAUUCGUUUCUACUAAUCAUACAAAAACAGGUGCAAGUGAAAAAUACGCGAAAUGAAUCCAACAAAGUAUUCACACCAUAAUACCAACCAAUCAGGCUGUCGAAUACCAUCAAAACAACUCAAAAAUCUCUUCUGAAAGAUUCUGCAUGGGCAUGUUUUGAUCGCCAAUCGAAAAAAAAAGAACAGCGACGAAGUUUUCCGUUAGGCUCACUGUUCCGGCGAUCCAGCCGUUCUGUCCGAUUAGCGACACAUUCAGAGCUUGACGGUCCAGCGCGUCCCAGCGCCCCCACUCCCCAUUGGCCCGUGCGAACGCUCUUUGCCCGCGCCGCCACAGGGUCAGGCCGAUCCCACGGUACCUGCGGCAUGCCUCUGCCACGGGCCCAGAGCGGCGCCGCGCUCCAAACGCUAUGGAAUCCAAACAUCAUUCACCCACUCGCUCCGUAGGGUGGCAACGGUCGGAGGCAAGCGAAGCGGCAUAAAAGUAGGAAAAUUACCUUUUGCCCGGAAAACGGACUGUGGCUUUAUGGAUUGUUGUUUUUUUUCCUUGUAUUAUCU